GACGAAGAGCUGGAACAAAAUUUACCGGAAUUUCUGAAUUCUGACGACCUGGAUGAAUACGCGGCAAAAAAGUGUGACCUUUCAUUGUCUAUGCUAUCGUCGAGCCAGCGUUCCGCCAACGCCAGUCGUUCUUUGCAACCCCAACAGGACGAUGUAUAUGUUGCUGCUCAAUACAACGCAUUGCUUCAGCUGCAGCCGCUGGGCCAUGCCAAAGCCAACCAAACCCAGGAUGGGUAUGGGAGAGAUGUCAUGGACACCGAACUUCUCGACAAAGUAACGAAUCGAAGUAACGAUUUGCGUUGGAACAAAGGUGUUGUAACAUGGGCAGACGAAUCUCCGACAGACUCAAAGUCUGGCCUCAUCUAUUCGGAGCGGCGCUUUGACGAGGUAGUCAGCCCUACCGCAAUGCUCUCUGACGCGAGGAUUCCUGAUAAGGACAAAAGAAGAAUAAACGACUGGACAGUGUGGCUCAACGACUUCAAGAGGUUCCGACAGCAAAUUCUCCCAGACGCGGUAGAUCCAGAGAACCAGCAGCGAAUACGAGUUACUGUGAUUGACACGGGCAUUGACGGGUCACACCCUUAUAUGCAGCUAAAAGGAUGGAGAAGUCAGGACGAGAAUGCUAUAACGGACGAUCAGGAUGAUCCAGUGCAUCUCUUUUGCGAUUUUGUUGAGCCGGAUUCCGCUCGUAAACAUGAACCUAUCGAUGAAGAUGGCCAUGGCACGUUCAUUGCCGGCAUUUUGCUACAAGCGGCGCCUGAUAUCGAGUUAUCCAUUGCAAGAAUCGGAGCGACGCGAGAGUCAAUAAAGAAUGACAUUCAAAUUGGCAAAAAAAUUGGGGAUGCCAUUACACAUGCCAUCGAGGAAUGGAAGACAGAGAUAAUUUCCAUAUCGUUUGGCAAUGAGGAUAUGUCAUGGGAGAUUCGCGAUGCUAUCGAGAAAGCUAUCAAACAGAAUGUUAUCGUCCUUGCUGCUGCCGGCAAUUCCGGUAACCGUAAAGGCAUUCCAUAUCCCGCCGUGGAGGAUGAUGUUUUCAAAAUCUUUGCGUCCAAAUCGAAUGGCUACGCGGCAGGCUUUAGCCCCCCGCCGAGCCACGCUCCAGAUUACAGCUACUUCAUCUAUGGCGAUGGGGUAGUAUCCACGUGGCCGUCAAGUUUGCUGGAGCAAGCGAAGAGCAACGGGCUCGAAGUCUUCCCCUACAAUUACGAAGGAGUAGAGGAGCAUUCGAAAAAUGCGAGUGGGACAUGGACCCUUCUAUCUGGUACAUCUUUCGCCACACCCCUGGCCGCAGCUUUAGUGGCUAUCAUCUAUCAGUUCCACGACGUCAACAAGUCGUCAAAGUCGCCCAUCAGGCUCAGACACGAAAACAAAAGCAACUUCAAAUCGCGUAAAGCGGUGCGUGCCAUCUUUACUCAGAUGAGUCGGACGUCUGAUAAAGCCCCGUAUAACGUUCUCGAGCCAGCAAGAGGGAAGGAUGAUAACUUCCUCUUUCGGCCACACAAGUUCACUGGACCGCACAAAGCAUCCCCUCUGAACAUCUGGGACCAAACGCCAAUUCAGUUCUUCUCAAAAAGGCUUACUGAUAUUCUCUACAUAGCUAAUGUCUGAUGUUCACUGGAUUGACUGUGUAUGUGUGUAUUGGCCAACCCUUGACUUUGCGCGAAGUACCGCGUUUCUUUCACGAUGAAAAAUG
Mytilinidion resinicola is the source of this 1693-nucleotide messenger RNA. Its product is annotated as subtilisin-like protein. Gene Ontology annotation, biological process: proteolysis. The coding region runs from base 91 to 1608 and encodes 505 amino acids. NCBI's taxonomy places the organism in Eukaryota, Fungi, Ascomycota, Dothideomycetes, Mytilinidiales, Mytilinidiaceae. The transcript is spliced from 5 exons. Gene Ontology annotation, molecular function: serine-type endopeptidase activity. The record is from RefSeq and is a predicted model, not a curated record.